Molecule: messenger RNA, 590 nt
Organism: Strongylus vulgaris
Lineage: Eukaryota; Metazoa; Nematoda; Chromadorea; Rhabditida; Strongylidae
Source: the annotation of a GenBank genome assembly
AUGUUCCACUUAGUGUUGUUUCCCUUUCUAGUGCUCAGUGUUGUAGCAGAAAUAAUUUACGUUCAGGUCCUCUUCAGACAUGGAGAUCGAGCUCCUUCAGAUGCGUACCCUCUAGAUCCCUAUGGGGAGGAAGUCUGGCCUCGUGGUUUCAGCCAGUUGACAGAAAAAGGAUAUAGACGAGCUCAAGCACUGGGGAAGUAUUUACGAGCUCGUUACAAUGUUCAACAUCGUCUUCUAGGCUUAAAGUCUCAUAACAAAGAGAUUCGCGUCCGCUCAAGUGACAAAGAUCGAUGCAUUGAAACUGCUAUGGGUGUCAUUUCUACUCUAUUUCCUGCUGAAAUAGUGCCAAUUCAUACUUAUUCGAGCCAUAAGUACGACUUGCUUCUGAAACCAAGUAGUGUUCGGUGUGACAGAGCUAACAUCUUGGUUUCCGGUGAUAAGCGCAAACUUUAUCAGAAGAGAAACGAGGAGUUCAAGAACCUAUUCGCUUAUCUCACUCACCACACUGGAAUGCAAGUCUCCAUGAACAAUAUCAAAAACAUCUAUAACACAGUCCAUCGGGAGGUAAGCAACAAAAUCUUAAAUUAACA